GCAGACUGUUCAGUGCUUGAGCGCUGCUUCACUGCUCCAUCACUUCAGUGACUGCUCCUCCGCGUCUCAAUGUAAAUCAAUGAUCCCGGCGACCCUUUUGGUCGCCCUUUUUAUUAUCCGGACUCUAUUGUGUAACUCCCUGGUGUCGUCGAAACAUCUUUGAUUUUUAUCAGCGAGAAAACUUCCCAGCAGCUGCGGGCAACUUUCCGUCGCGCGCUGAGGUGAAGAAAUGCAUUAGCUCGCUCAGCUAGCAGCAGCUUUCUUCGGCUCUCCAGCAUCUAGCGCUGCAUUGUAAUGUUUUUCCGUGUCUCCAGUCGUGAACUAACCCUCAUGGAUUAGCUGGAUGGUUUUUAUCCCUCGUAAAUGAAAGGAAAAUAACAGAAAGGUUCGGUAUAAGUGCCUGAGCUGUGGUGAGGAUGAGCAGCAAGCGGAGUUUGUUUUUGCGGCUGGUGCCAUGCCGCUGCCUGCGGGGCGAGGAGGACCCCGUCACCUCGCUGGACUACUCACAUUGCAGCCUGGAGCAAGUCCCGAAAGAGAUCUUCAGCUUCGAGAAGACCUUAGAGGAGCUCUACCUCGACGCCAACCAGAUCGAGGAGCUGCCCAAACAACUUUUCAACUGCCAGUUGCUCUACCGAUUGAGUCUACCGGACAACGACCUGACGGUGCUGCCACCGGGCAUCGCGAACCUCAUCAAUCUCAAGGAGCUCGACGUCAGCAAGAACAGCAUCCAGGAGUUUCCUGAAAAUAUCAAGAACUGUAAAGUCCUGGCCAUCGUAGAAGCGAGUGUGAACCCUAUAUCAAAACUCCCAGAAGGCUUCACGCAGCUCCUCAGCCUGACCCAGCUCUACCUAAAUAAUUUAUAUAUAUUUUCUCUCUCUCUCUGUUUCCUCAGACUAACCAAACUGCAGAUUCUGGAGCUGCGGGAGAACCAGUUAAAGAUGUUGCCAAAGAGCAUGCAUAAGCUCACACAGCUGGAGCGCCUGGAUCUGGGCAGUAAUGAGUUCACUGAAGUGCCUGAAGUGUUGGAGCAGCUUACAGGAAUCAGAGAGCUGUGGAUGGAUGGAAAUAAGCUGACGUUUUUACCGGGGAUGAUCGGGGCACUGAAGCAACUCUGCUACCUGGACGUGUCCAAAAACAAUUUGGAGUUGGUUGAGGAGAAGAUAUCUGGCUGUGAAAACCUGCAGGAUCUACUGCUGUCCAACAACGCUUUGACACAGCUGCCAGGGUCUAUAGGCUCACUGAAAAGACUGACCACUCUGAAGGUGGAUGAUAACCAGCUCAUGUACCUGCCUGACACGAUAGGCAGACUCACGACUCUGGAUGAGCUCGACUGCAGCUUCAAUGAGAUCGAGGCGCUGCCGUCCACCAUCGGCCAGUGUGUGAACCUGUGGACGUUUGCUGCAGAUCACAACCUGCUCACACAGAUGCCUCCAGAGAUGGGCAGUUUGAAGAACGUCACCGUUCUCUUCCUGCACUCAAACAAGCUGGAGACUCUGCCGGAGGAGAUGGGCGACAUGCAGAAACUCAAGGUCAUCAAUCUCAGCGACAACAAGUUGAAGAAUCUUCCGUACAGCUUCACUAAACUCAACCAGAUGACCGCAAUGUGGCUGUCUGAAAACCAGUCAAAGCCCCUCAUUCCCCUGCAGAAAGAGGAGGAUCCGGAGACGCGCAAGACCGUACUCACUAACUACAUGUUGCCUCAACAGACCAGAGCUGAGGACUAUGUGCCCAACUCAGACAGCGAGAGCUUUAACCCGUCUCUGUGGGAGGAGCAGCGCAAGCAGCGGGCGCAAGUGGCAUUCGAGUGUGACGAGGACAAGGAUGAGAGAGAAACGCCCCCGCGGGAGGGCAAUCUGAAGCGUUACCCCACACCGUAUCCUGAUGAACUGAAGAACAUGGUGAAAACAGCUCAGUCCGUGGCUCACAGACUCAAAGAGGACGAGUCCGGUGACGAGGCAGGAAAAGAGACCAGGGCCAGUGAGAGGAACCACAUCGGAGUGCAGGAUGUUGGCGUGAAGGUGAUUGAAAGUCCCUGCACUAAUGGCAGAGCUGUUGAAAUGGAGCCUAAAGCAAUGAUGAACAGUCAUCAAAAUUACAAGCCUAUAGAUUCAUUAGACAACCACAGCGUUGAAAGGAUUCCUCUCAAGACCUCAGACAACAUGAGAACUAUGAUGAACCAUGAUGACACCCUUGAGGACUCAGAGGAGCUGUCAUCUGAGGAGGAGGAAAUGAAGAUAGCCGAGAUGAGACCUCCACUCAUCGAAAUCUCCAUUAACCAGCCUAAAGUAGUGGCCCUCAGCAAGGACAAAAAAGAUGAUGGGAAAGAUGCUGACUCUUUGCUGGAUGAGACGGUGGCCAACAGUAACCAGAACAACAGCAACUGCUCUUCACCAUCACGCAUGUCUGAUUCAGUGUCCUUGACCACAGACAGUAGUCAGGACAACUCCCUCUGCACCCCAGAGAGAGAGUCAAAGAUGCCUCUCGUCCCCAAGAGCGGACAAGAGGAUGAAAACCUCAACCAGCUGAAGCAGAUGAGCCCUCUACUCCAGAACUGCAAUGGCUCUGAGACGUCUCUACAGACCAUCCUGAAGAACCAGCAGAGCUAUGAAAGCAAGUCAGACCAAAUGGCCGACUACAGUCUCUCCAUGGAGGAGAGGCUUGCCCUCAUUGAAAGGGGCAUAAAGAACGGCGUGGCAGAGCAGUACAGCAAGUGGGAUCAGAUCAACAUGAACGUGGCCAAACUCCCACCUGACAACAUAGUGUCGUAUGAGGACCUGGAAAGGACCAAAAGUCCCUCAGCCAAGGAGUCCAUUUCAAGCAACAACAAUGCCAUGGUGUCACUCGAGAACCUUGAGAAUGGGAAUCGGAUUCAGAAAACCCAGUCUGGGGAGAAUUUUAAUGGCCGAACGGAUCAAGUUCCCUUGCGGUAUGAGUCUACGAGGACCGUCUCGACAGGUGUAACAGCCUUAAGCGACAUGAGUCUUUCUCGUAGUACAGAGGAGCUGUCGCCAGAGAAGAAAUAUCCACCAGCUCCAGUGGUGAAAUCUCAGAGCAUUGCCAACAUGGAUGGUGGAGGGAUGAAGCUGUACUCCAUCGAGGGAGAAGGCCCCCCCUAUGAAGUGGCAUGUGCAGCCAGAACAUCUGUAAGCGGUGCUCAGGGCCAGAGCAUCGUCCGCUCCAAGUCCGCCUCCUUGCUCAACGACCAGCCAUUGCAGAUCUACCCUGGUUCCUCUGCAUCAUCCUCUGACCUGUUGUCCAACUCCAAACCUCUGAUUAGCAGCGCCCGCUACCCCACUGGCCCCCCACCGCAGUACAACAUCCAGUACGCCAGUAGCACUGUACCCAAAGACAACUUGUGGAGCCAACGUACCCCCGUACCUCCUGAGCAGCCCUACCUGCCACCACAGCACUCCCUUGCCAAUACCAACUACUCCAACCGCAACAACGCCCCCCCAUAUCCCCAGCCCCAACAACGUGGCCCGCCCAAGACACCGGACAUGUGGGCCAAGGAAAGGAUGCUGCCACCUGUUGGCCAGCGUGGCACCUUGCAGAGACAAGGUAGUGGAUCCUCUGGCAGCCCCAUGUGCAUGCCGGACCCACGUCGCAUGCCAGGAAUGGAAGGAGAGUACAUGACCUACCGGGACAUUCAUGCAGCAGGCCGUGGGCCUCUGCAGAUGAGCCAGGCUCUCCACAGACCCUUGUCGGCCCGCACAUAUAGCAUGGACGGACCCAACGCUCCCCGGCCACAGAGUGCCCGGCCCCCACCUCACGAGCUUCCAGAGAGGACCAUGUCCGUCAGCGACUUCAACUACCAGCACGCCAGCCCCAGCAAGAGACCCAGCAUGAGGGUGAAGUCAGAGCACUCGUUGCUGGAUGGGCCAGUCAGCGGAGGCGGCAGGGUUCCAGCAGACUGGAGGGAUCAGGUCAUGAGACACAUCGAAGCCAAGAAGAUGGAGAAGAGUGCUCUCUCUCGGUCUUUGGCCACUCUCAUUGGCAGUCAGAGCUCUCUGGCCUUUAGUGCUGUAGACGGAUGGCAGUUUGGAGCUCAUGGGCCCAGCGACGAUGUCUUCAGUCCUCAAGGACAACAGGGCUACCAUAUCGACACUCUAAGAAAAGUGCCUUUGAUGAACGGCCAAAUGUGUCCUCCUGUGAGAGCUCCCAUGAGCUGCGCUCAGCCACCAAUGGCACGCCACCCCUCACGAGAGCAGCUCAUCGACUAUCUGAUGCUCAAAGUGUCCCAGCAGCCCCCGGGGCCUCCACGGGUCCCACACGAGAUGCUGCAGCAGGAGCUCCAUGUGAAGAUUGAGAAGAAUCCUGAGCUGGGUUUCAGUAUAUCAGGAGGAGUGGGUGGUCGUGGGAAUCCCUUCCGCCCAGACGACAAUGGCAUCUUCGUGACGAGGGUUCAGUCGGAGGGAUCUGCUUCAAAACUCCUUCAGCCUGGGGACAAGAUCAUCCAGGCAAACGGAUACAGCUUCGUUAACAUCGAUCACGGAUACGCAGUAUCCCUCCUGAAGAUGUUCCCCAACACCGUCGACCUGAUCAUCUUUCGAGAGAUGGCCGCAUAACAGAUGAAGCUGAAUGAGCACCGUCUUAUUUUUGUACCGAGAGGAGCCAGUGCUUUAUAUAGUUAAUCUGAACUGAUGCUAACGGGACGAUGGUUGACCGUCAGUGAAGAGGGGCGAAACCACUGACUCAAGUGGAAGACAGAAGCAUGCGCCUUCACUGUGGGAUGGUCUGUUGGCGCAGACCAACUGAUAUGAAAACCUGUGCUUUUUGUAAAGUUUUUGUUUUCCUUUUUUAAGACGUCACCUGGGUAUAGAGCUCUUGUGGGACAUUAGCUGUAGCUGACCGUUUGAGGGCAGGGCUCUCAGUCACAACUCACUCGUUUUUAUUAUUUUAAAGAGAUCUUUAAAACCACUUUUAUGACCUGUGUGAGAUUCAGAGCUAGACAACAAUGCUACGUGCUAACUGUGAUAAUGAAUGUAGAACUGGGCUGAGCUAAACCGAACUGGAUGUGAAAUCUGUUGGCCUGGUGGCCACCGUUCUCACCUAGUUGUGAAGAAAAAUCCCUCUAAUUUGGAUGAAAAACUUGUUCGCUCGAUGCUAGCAACUCUUCUAGUCUUCGCAACUUGAUCAGAAAUCAUCUUUCUCUACUUUCUGCAAUGUUCCUCCAGUGAAAUAAGAGUCUCUUCCUACAAACUUCUAUGGAGUGAGACAAACGCCACCAGUAAGGAUGCGCCGAAAUGCUCCCUGUAUGUAAAACUUGGACAGGAACACGAUGAAGAACUUCAAUGAGGAUUUCGAUAGAGAACAGCCUUGCGGAAAAAAAAGACAUACACGGAAACAGAAAGUGGUUCUUAACCAAAGCAUAUUGGGACAAUGGCGGCAUGCAACUGCUGGCAUGUCAACUUCUUUCCUCGUUCUACAACACAGCCACGAUUCCAACGCCGCCGAACUAAUCUGAAGCACUCACGUAUGAACGUGUUUUUUUUCUUAUUUCAUUUUGGAGUUCAUCGAAACAGUUUUCUAUUCUGUGAAGAAGACUGUAAACGUAAUAUUUUAUUCUCUUACGAAAACAUUCUAACUUUCGACUAGUGGUGCGGUCAUGGACGUUCGUUUGCUAUUGAGGGCUGAGGAACGACAUGUCAAGUGCCAUAGACCCUGAACUGUCAGACAUGGGUUCGACCCAGAGCAAUACUCAUUUAGAUCCACGCCGCAUAUUCAGUGGCCUUAUUGGGCUGACGAAUGUCACCGUGGACGAAAGAGCAAUAGAAAGUCCUUUAUUCCAUUCGCAGGAUGCAGUCAGUUGCGUUUUUAAUAACGAAAUAACGAAACCCAUUUAGUAUUUCUCGAUUGAUAAAGCAUUUUAUAUUGUAAAUCUUUUAAAGAGAAAAACAGGAGAUUGCAUUUCAGAUUUAUUUGUAAAAAAAAAAAAAAGUUCGUAAAAUGAAAAAAUCUGUGCGCGAAUUAAUGUCUCGUCACGUCACAUUAGCGACUGCACUGCUGUUUCCAGACAUCCCUACGAAGAUUAUCAUAACAUUGUACGUGGAUACAUCGACUUCUUCAAUAGCAAAGAUAUUCGAAAAGCGACGAAGCCUCGUAAAACGUUAAUCGUAAUGUUUGAUGAUGUAGUCACAUCGAAAGGCCAUGAAAGAUUUGUGCUAUGUCUGCAUAUGAGGAGAACGGCCUCCUGUCGACUGUAGUCUACUGUGUGUGUUAUCUGCAUGAAGUUCAUCCUUUUGAUCAUCCUUCACUGUAUUCUUCGGUAGACUGGAGCGCUAAAUGAAUCGAAGUAAUCAAAUUAACAUACUGAUAAUGUAACAAAUCCACAAUUAAAUGUGAAAGUGCAGUCACCGUUUUUACGAGAGCUCAAAAGAGUUCAGUUCAUUCUGAAUUGAUUCGCAGUUGAAUUCAGAUGGGUCGUUUUUCACACUAUUUUAAUUAGCAUUGACACGCCGCCCUCAAAGUAUGUUAAACUAAGUAUUGAGUCAUUAUUGUUUAUGAAUUGGAAAA
Sinocyclocheilus rhinocerous is the source of this 6513-nucleotide messenger RNA. RefSeq names its product protein LAP2-like. Gene Ontology annotation, biological process: neurotransmitter receptor transport, endosome to postsynaptic membrane; neurotransmitter receptor transport postsynaptic membrane to endosome; embryo development. The transcript is spliced from 26 exons. Gene Ontology annotation, cellular component: basolateral plasma membrane; postsynaptic membrane; postsynaptic density. The record is from RefSeq and is a predicted model, not a curated record. NCBI's taxonomy places the organism in Eukaryota, Metazoa, Chordata, Actinopteri, Cypriniformes, Cyprinidae. Bases 417 to 4565 code for a protein of 1382 amino acids. Gene Ontology annotation, molecular function: protein kinase binding.